UGUGGAGUGACGUCACAUGUCUGUGCGUAGUGGUGUGUCUGGGUGCCUGAAUGUUGUGGAUGGUUGGGCUCAGAGCGGAGGGGACACCGACGGAAGGAGACGAAGCAAUUUCUUGAAGCAGGGAAAAAAAAAAACUUAUACAAGCCUGUUGUUGGGACCCUUCAUAACAUCCGCAUGGACGUGUCAUUGGGAUACCUGAAAAUUUUGUAAGCAGUGGAAGAAAAAAAAACCCGGAAAGUUCUCUUUCCCCAGAGGAUUCAGCUUGUCUUGUAGGAGGCGGCAGAGCGUUAGACUCCAUUUCGCCGGCUAACAUGGCGGGCGCUCAGGCUGGUGUGAAUACCCUAUGCCGGGAGGCGGUGCCCUUUCAGGGGAACCUCAAAAGGCAGAGCCGCGAGAGGCCGGUGGACGCGCCCAUCAAGAAGCGCGUGAUGGCGGAGAUGAACCUGAAACGCAAGCAUCUGGAGGUGCCCUUCAGAACCCCCAAGAUUAAGAAGGAGCACCUGGAGGAGGAGGAGGAAGCGGAGGAGAAGGCGAAGAAGGAGGGGAAGCGGGAGGAGAGGGAGAGGAGCGAGCGGCGGUGGUCUGAGGAGGCGGACGACAGGAGCGGGAAGCAGUACUCCGGGGGCGGAGCCUUGGACCUGAGCCCGGGGCUCAAGCACACGCUGGCCCAGUUCACGCUCAGCAGCCAGAGCUCUCUGGGGGGCCCCGCCGCCUUCUCGGCCCGCGGGGCCCAGGACCUCAUCGCCCCCCUGCCCUCCCCUCCCGUCCUGGGCGGGGGCCCCCUCCUGGUGCCCUGCGACAGCUCCACGGAGCUCACGCACUCGCUCCUGGAGGGGGAGUCCAUCACCUCCUUCAUGGUGGGCGGGGUGAAGAGGCUGUGCCUGCCGCAGGUGCUCAACUCGGUGCUGCGGCAGUUCUCCCUGCAGCAGAUCAACGCCGUGUGCGACGAGCUGUACGUCUACUGCUCCCGCUGCGACGGCGAGCAGCUGCACAUCCUCAAGGUGCUGGGCAUCCUGCCCUUCAACGCGCCCUCCUGCGGCCUCAUCACACUGACCGACGCCCAGCGCCUCUGCAACGCCCUGCUGCGCCCGGGCGCCGCGCUGCCGCCGCCCCUGGACCCCGGCGGCGGCGGGGGCGGCGGGAAGCUGAGGGAGGGCGAGACCAGCUUUCGGGUGGAGCACCAGUGCCUGGGGAAGUGCCAGGGCGUGUUCGCCACGCAGCUCUACACCCACCCGGACGCGCCCUGCAUCCAGUGCGUGCAGUGCCACCUCCUGUUCGCCCCGCAGCGCUUCGUCAUGCACUCCCACCGGUCGCCCGACAAGCGCACCUGCCACUGGGGCUUCGACUCCGCCCGCUGGGCCCGCUACCUGCACCUGGGCAGGAAGCACCUGGGCUCGCCCCGGGAGGCGGAGCUUAGGCGACUGCUGGAGGAGGUGAAGGAGAAAUUCCACUGCCCGCCGAGGAGGGCGCCUCCGGACAAGAAGGAUGGUGCAGAUGACAGGGCAGUAAAGAAGGUCUCUGAUGUCUGCUCUCAGAAUGAGAAACUCUGUGAAAGCGAGCCAGACCAAAAGGCAAAAUCCCACCCUGCCCUCAUCCUCAAACCCCGGCUCUGCCCGGACAUCAAAGAGGAGGCCGGCCAUGCUACUUCAGUCCUCCACCGCAGCUGCCUCCUGUACAUGUAUGAUAAAGUAGGGACUCCAAACAUUUCUCAGGCCCCACCCUUGGGGAAGGAGGGGGCAGGGCUAGGUAUGGAGGUUCUGGAGGCACUGUACAAACAGCACUACAGUGGGGCGCGAAGGAGGGGGCUGUCCCAGGACCCGGAGGACACGGCAGUGAUGUCAUCCCCUGCAUCUGGCUUGCACACGACAUGUGGCUCUGCAGCAGGUGAGGUGAAACCCCCGCCCUGGCUCGCCGCCAUGGAAACGCCCCAGGGUGAGGACAGCUGCUCUAAGCCUCUGAGGGAGGAGGACAAGGACAGGAUGGUGCUGGAGGUCCUGCAGAUGUACUGCAGGCAGCAGGAGGUGCUACAAUCCACCCUGCAGAAACACAGGCAGCUGGAGAUGGAAUUGGAGGCAAUGCGCAGAGGUGGCCCCACAGUCCAAGGAGAGCUACAAAAGGAAUCGGAGGAAGUGCAUACUGAGCAUGUGCAGGAGAAGGAGGAAGGCACUGGGCAUGCUCAGAAAAAGGAGGAGUGUUCCGAGUCUGGUCAGAAUAAGGAGAAGAGCACCACGGCAGCUCAAAAGAAUAGAGGAGAGCAGACUGAGCAUGGUCAGAAUAAGAAACGCACUGAGCAUGGUCAGAGUAAGGGGGAGGAGCAGACUGAGCAUGCUCAGAGUAAGGGAGAGGAGCAUACUGAGCAUGCUCAGAGUAAGGGAGAGGGGCAUACUGAGCAUGCUCAAAGUAAGGGAGAGGAGGACACUGAGCAUGCUCAGGGUAAGGGGGAGGAGCACACUGAGCAUGCUCAGAGUAAGGGAGAGGAGGACACUGAGCAUUCUCAGAGCAAGGGAGAGGAGCAUACUGAGCAUGUUCAGAGUAAGGGGGAGGAGCACACUGAGCAUGCUCAGAGUAAGGAGCUGGUGCACAUUGAGCGCUGUCAAAGUGAAGGGAAGGAAUGCACUGGGGAUGCUCAGAAUGACAUGGAGGGGAGUACUGAGCAUGCUCAAAAUCAGAAUGAAAGCAAGCUGGACACAGUGGGGAAUCUGAAGCCACAGACGUGCACAUGCAAGCAGAACAUGGAGCAAAGCCAGGAGGCCCACUACACCUCUCAGCUGCUGGAGUUGCGGCGCAGGCUGGAUCAGGCGGAGCAGGACAGGGAGGAGCUGCAGGAGGAGCUGCGCAGGGAAAGGGAGGCACGGGAGAAGCUGGAGCUCAUGAUCUCCCAGCUCAGGCAGCAGAUGUCCCAGUCCGGCGGCUCGGGGGGCCUCCCCGCCGCCGAGACGGCGCCCCACGCCAGCCCCGCCCAGGACUAGGCCUCCCAACCAGGGGACCUCCGACUUCCUGAUGAUCCCCAAACCACACGCCCUCUCGGCUUUCCCAGUUCUGUACAGGACAUUGCUUUCUUCUUCUUUAAACGGACACUUUUUAUCAUUGUUUGUGUUUUUAAAUCAAGAUGAUUAUCUUUUUAUGAGAUCUUGCAAGGAAAAAAAAAAUCUUAUGACUGAUCCAGGGGGUGGGUUGAGGUUUUAACUUUUUUUUAAUUUUUUUGCGAAGGCUGCUGCUUUAUGGGCCACUGGCCACACCCACCCCAUUAAUUCCCACAGCCUGGCCCCAUGGUCCCCCUGACCCCCCUGGUCGCCCCGCUUGUGGUCCCCACUCCUUGCCCCGUGUUACAGCACACCCCAGCAGUCCUGAGGCACUGAGACUUGGACCCCAAAACACUGUGGAUGAACGAUUCCAUACCCGUCCCAGGGGUUGCUUUCGGGUCAGCUGGCUGAUGCCAUCACUGUGGCUGGACAAGUUUGACAAGAGUGUCAGCGAUGCCCCCCCCCCCCCCCCCUCCUUAAAGGAUUCCAUU
Messenger RNA from Anguilla anguilla (European eel), 3514 nucleotides. Its product is annotated as ski-like protein. The transcript is spliced from 8 exons. Bases 312 to 2969 code for a protein of 885 amino acids. Gene Ontology annotation, biological process: negative regulation of BMP signaling pathway. Gene Ontology annotation, molecular function: RNA polymerase II cis-regulatory region sequence-specific DNA binding; DNA-binding transcription factor activity, RNA polymerase II-specific; SMAD binding. The record is from RefSeq and is a predicted model, not a curated record. Gene Ontology annotation, cellular component: nucleus. Lineage: Eukaryota; Metazoa; Chordata; Actinopteri; Anguilliformes; Anguillidae.